ACUGCUGCUCAGCAGAUGAGGGUUGAACUUCCUGGGUCAGAUGCUGCAGCUGCUGCAACCUCCCUCGCCUCCUCCAUUGUGAGCCGGGAGCCCGGGCGGAGCUGCUGUCGCUGCUGCUGCCCAGCGGGGUCCGUGCGGGGAGAGCCCUUCCCUAGCGCCCCUCGGGGCCCGGCCGGGGGGACUUGCUCCGGGGGCUGGGAGCAGCCCCGGGCUCUGCCGACACCAGCCCCUGAGCCGGAGGCUGCAGGUCAUCAGUCCAUGGAGAGACAGGGAAGGGAAAUGGCUGCAGCGGAGCAGGUGACCUUCGAGGAGGUGGCUGUGUAUUUCUCCAAAGAGGAAUGGGCUCUGCUGGACCCAGGUCAGAGAGCCCUCUACAGGGAUGUGAUGCAGGAGAAUUAUGAGACUGUGACAUCGCUAGGAUUUUCAGUUUCCAAACCCAGUGUGACCUCCUGGCUGGAACAAGAGGAGAAACUGUGGGUCCCCAGUCUCCAGGAAUGGGGGAUUCUGAGAGAUGCCUACACAGCAGGUGAUAAGAUUGUGAAUGAGAACAAGGAGGAGAAUCAGGAACAUCAUGAACAAUUGGAACCACAUAGGACAUCAGGAAGAUCUGAAGGGGAGGCUUCCCAGAUUUCUGAGCAUGGAGAUGCUGCCCCUCUGGCCUGCACUGACUUUUGCAUGCAAGAAAACCAGACAGGGCAGAGAUCGUGUAAAUCCUCUGACCAGAAAAUAUGGGUCAAGAAAAACAAAGACACUGUUCAACAGAGAAUCCCCAUUGGUAAGACACCCUACACAUGCGGUGACUGUAGGAAAAGUUUCCGGUGCAGAUCACAACUUACUAGACACCAGAGAACCCAUACAGGAGAGAGACCCUACACAUGCCUGGACUGUGGGAAAAGAUUCAAACAGAGCUCGGCCCUAAUUACACACCGUACAGUCCACGAACGAAAGAAGACCUAUAACUGCCCUGACUGUGGGAAAGGCUUCAGUCGGAGCUCAACCCUUAUUCAGCAUCAAAGAAUCCACACAGGAGAGAAACCUUAUGAAUGCAGUGAGUGUGGGAAAAGCUUCCGUGUGAGCUCAAAUCUUCUAUCACAUCAGAGAACUCACACAGGGGAGAAACCCUAUGAAUGCCCUACUUGCGGGAAAAGCUUCAUUCAGAGCUCAAACCUUCUAUCACAUCAGAGAACCCAUACAGGAGAGAGACCAUACCAAUGCAAUGAGUGUGGGAAAAGCUUCAGUCAAAGUUCAUCCCUUAUUAAGCAUCAGAGAAUUCACACAGGAGAGAAACCCUAUAGCUGCCCAGACUGUGGGAAAAGCUUCAGUUACAGUGUAGAACUCAAUGAUCACCAGAGAACCCACACAGGGGAGAGACCCUACAAAUGCAAUGAGUGUGGGAAAACCUUUAGUUGCCUCUCACACCUUCGAUCACAUCAUACAACCCACACAGGAGAGAAACCAUAUAACUGCCCUGAAUGUGGGAAAAGCUUCACUCGCAGGUCAACCCUUACUACUCACCAGAGGAUCCACACAGGGGAGAAACCCUUUAAGUGCUCCGAAUGUGGAAAAAGCUUCCGUGCAAGCUCAGCCCUUUCUGAACAUCAAAGAAUCCACAGUGGAGAGAGACCCUACAAGUGUCUUCACUGUGGGAAAAGUUUCUAUAACAACUCAGCCCUUUCUAAUCACCUGAGAUCCCACACAGGUGAGAGACCUUACACAUGCAAUGAGUGUGGGAAAAGCUUUAGAAGCAGCUCACACCUGCUGUCACAUAAGAGACUCCACAGUGGUGAGAAACCCUAUAAGUGCACUGACUGUGGGAAAGACUUCCGGCACAGCUCAAACCUCAGUACACAUAAGAGAAUCCACAUAGGACACACACCCUAGGAAUGUCCUGGUUAGAACUGGGCCAAGUGAAGGACCUUUUCUGAUUCCCAUGAAUCUUAGAGUCAGGCCAGGCUGGAGUGGCUAUGUAACUAGGACAUGAAAUGUUUAUUAAAGCAGAAAAUGAAAUCAUCUUCCUCGGACAGAACCAUGCAGAGCAAGAGACUGAGAUAAGAUUUGCACAUUGUAACUGCAUUUGAUUAUGACUUCUCAAGAAACUGUGAAUGUCCUCCUUCAUCUCCCAGUUUUACUUUUGAUGUUCUCACAGGGGUAGUCAAUUAUUUUUGUCAAGAUUGUCCAAAUUUCUUGGUCAAGGUAUAGUCAAGGUUCAGGCUUCAGAGCAAAUAAUAAUAAUAAAAAAUGACAAUAAUCAUAAGUAAAUAAAAAGAGUUUGGGGCCCAUUCAAAAGUGUCUGGCGGCCCGGAUUUGGCCCGUGGUUGACCUAUUGACUCCCCCUGACCUAGAACCAGCUCCAUCUUAUAGAAUGUGACUUCUAAUUUAUACUUGAUAAUGUUUUAGACCUCGAUGCUCCAAGGGACUGAGGUGCUGUGACACUUGAGGAUUGCAAUACCUAACUUUUAGGCAACUUUAAGAAAAUCACAGAUACCACACUGGGAUCCACAAAACCUGAGUUAGCAGGCUAGGCUCCAUAGAAAAUGAAUGGGGUGAGAUAGGCAUUUUAGAUUGUGAUUCACAAAGGCCAGCAGGUGGGGAGCCACCAAAGCUAGCCAAUGGGACAUGCCAAUGAAAGUGGUGUGGUCUAAGCCCCAUCCCUCUCACAGAGAUAGGUGCCUCUCUGGUCUUGCAAUUCAUGAUUGGGCAUGUUCAGAGGCAAUGUAACUCAGCACAAAACAACAGGGGAUUGAGGAGGAGAAAGACAACCUUCUUUGUAACCUUUAGCACAGAUGUGGAAGACCCUUAGUUCAAGUCCCCCCUCCACCUGAUGAGGUAAAAGAAUUUGAACAUGGAUCUGCCAACUCUCGGAGGAGUACCCUAGCCAUAGAGCAAGUCUGGCUGUGGGACUCUCAGUCUAUCCCAGUAAAACAGUUCCACUGUAUAUAAAUACUUAGUCAUUGGGCCAGAGAGAGAAAGUGAGACUAAUCCAAUAGUCUUGUGGUGAGAUCACCUACCUGUCAGGUGGUAACCUUGUCUCCAGUUCCUUUGCUCUAAUGACUCCUUACAUUGAUGUUAUCCUAACUUCCACCAUGAAGAAGACUGCACACUGAACAAUGUAACGAAGGGUGAGAAAGUCCACCUACUUAAAAGUGCAGAAAGAUUUCAAUUCUUAUUGCUAAAAUUCUAUAGGGAAUUUCUGUGCUUCAAAGGAAGUCAGAAUUUGGCCUUGGAGAGAAUAAUUAUUGUUUUCCUAGAACACUGAACCCAUUGGAGUUGAGUUCUAUUCCAUAAAACCAGACUCUUGGGCUCUUAGGCACUCUUAAUUGGAAAAUGCCAAACUCAUAUAAACCUAACAACUUCCUUCCAACUAUAAAAUAUUUCCUAAUUUCAAAUGGUGCAAAAGAAAAGAAUUUCACUAGCAAUAUUGAUUUAAAAAAUCGAGCCUUAAAGCAGUUUAAGAUUGGGGGGCAAUACUCUGAAGAGCAUAACUGGGCUAAUAGAAUUUGAAAAUGACAACAUUGUAACUGAGGCUUUGUCUACACUAGCACUUUUGUCAGCAAAAAUUGUGUGGGUCAGGGGUGUGGAAAAAACCACACCCUUGACCGACAUAAGUCUCACUGACAGAAGCACCGGUGUGGACAGCACUAUGUCGGUGGAGACGCUCUCCCGCCGACGUAGCUACCGCCACUCAUUGGGGGUGGUUUAAUUAUGUUGGUGGGAAAGCUCUCUCCCACCGGCAUUGACUGUCUAUACAGGAGACUUUACAGCGGCGUAGCUACUGUGGUACAGCUGUGCCGCUGUAAGGUCCGUAGUGUAGGCAUAGAUUAAAACUGAGCUGGUGCUGAUUAAACCUCAUGCUUUCCACUGCAGCUGCCAGAGUUGUUAUUCACACCUUGAGUCUGUGAUGGUAAUGUCACUUCACGUAGUUUACUGCUUAAUAGAGCUACCCUUCAAAUCUUUUUGGUUUGAUGAACAUAACUAAAGUUCAGCUGUUCUUAUUGUGUUAUCAUAUUUUUAUGGAAAUGCAUUGUUUGAUUACUUUUUGUUCUCUUUCAGCUCAGUUCCUAACUGUAACUGCUACUGAGAACUUGUAAUUUUGUUGUUCACUGUUCUACUCUGUCCUGUAUUUUACACUUAACCCCCUGAUUGUUCUGUUUUUACAAGUGUGAGUGACAACUACUUGCAAGUCCUUUGAUCUCUCACCCUUGUUUCAUUACUCUGUAUGUGUGAGUGAGGAAAGCUGUCUUCUAACAUCAAAAUCUCACUACAAUCUUUAUUUGUGUGUGUUCUAAACUUUGGAAUACUUUUAUGCUAAUCCCUAAACCUGCUUGAUUAGCUUUAAUUUAAAAACUUUGGUUACUCAAAUUGCUUUCUGGUCUUUCAUACUUAUAAAAUUGCCUACUAAUUCCAUAAAAUCUGAGCUAAUCCCCUCUGUUCUGCACUGUUGCAAGGAACUGGACUAGAUGACCUCUCGAGGUCCCUUCCAGUCCUGUGAUUCUUGUACCCCCAGCUUUUGUAUGUUUCAUUGCAGCCAUUUCUAGCUAGAAAUGUAUCUAAACAGUGCUGAAUUUUGAGCUAUAAUAAUUCUAUACAUUUGAAUUUGCCUUCAGAAUGAUGCUUAGCUUCACAAAGUUACUUUCUUAAUACAGAAGUAAAAAGUCAUUGUUUUGCUAGGUUUUGUUAAAUUUACACUAUAUUCAAUUUGAUGUCCUAUCCAAUUUAUCUAGUUUUGUCCAAAUAUGUUUUUAGUUUAAAAGAUUUAAUAUCCAAUUAAUUAGUUUUAAUCUAGUUAUGUCAUUGAGUUAAUAUUUGGUUUUCUGAUAUUUCUGUCUACUUGUUGAAUUCUGUUAAUAAUGCUUAGCUACUAGUGAAUUUUAAUUAAGUGAAUAUCAUUGAAUUAAAUGCCCAUAGAUGUUUCAGUUUUAUAGUCAGUUUUGUAACACUAGUCCAUUCUAUAUAAUAAACCAAAUUUGUUUUAAUUUCCUUUCUGUUUCAGAAUUUCAAGUUUAGUUAAGAGGCUGUUUUAACAGUUACUACAUUUUAUCAGCCAAUUUAUUUACUUUUUUUUUUUAAUCUGGUGAGUCUCAUUCACAUAAUCUUUGUUCAUUCAAUUGCUUGUUGGUUCCUUCUCUUAUUUUUGCUUACUUAAAUCAGUGUUUCUUUAUUUAAAGUCAAUUUUAAUUGUUUAUUUUGGGACAUCCCUUAGUGUAUAGAAAAAAGAAUCCUUGGUAAAUUUUUAUGUGAUUACUUUCUGAGCGCAGUCUGAUUAAUAAUCAUAAUAAAUAAUUCCAUUUGUUGGUCUGAUUUUCCU
Dermochelys coriacea (leatherback sea turtle) is the source of this 5305-nucleotide messenger RNA. RefSeq names its product zinc finger protein OZF-like. Gene Ontology annotation, biological process: negative regulation of transcription by RNA polymerase II; regulation of immune system process; regulation of cytokine production. Bases 16 to 1881 code for a protein of 621 amino acids. The transcript is spliced from 4 exons. The record is from RefSeq and is a predicted model, not a curated record. Lineage: Eukaryota; Metazoa; Chordata; Testudines; Dermochelyidae. Gene Ontology annotation, molecular function: RNA polymerase II cis-regulatory region sequence-specific DNA binding; DNA-binding transcription factor activity, RNA polymerase II-specific.